Messenger RNA from Bemisia tabaci, 9130 nucleotides. Lineage: Eukaryota; Metazoa; Arthropoda; Insecta; Hemiptera; Aleyrodidae. The record is from RefSeq and is a predicted model, not a curated record.
GAGCUUGCAGCUUGAGCUACGUUCUAACCGGUUGGCUCCGGACCCUGCCGUGAAAAUUUUUCGAUUUUAGCGUACCUUUUCAGUGAUUAUCGCUGUAGUUUUUUGAUAUGGCUUCAAGUCUAUGAGUUGUUACUUUUGUGUGAUUAACUAACUAAAUAAGUGAUGGCCUCUGAUGAAGACAAAGAAGAGUCUUAUACCGCCGAAGAUGGUGAGGAGGUUGAGGAGAAUCAAGAUGCCUCAGCAGCAGGUUCUGAAGCUGAAGAAAAACAAGUAGAAGAAGAUGAUGAUGAUUUUGAGCCGGAAGAUAGUAAGAAACGCAAGAAAGGCAAGAAGCGAAAAGCUCGCAGUGAAGGCAAACGUGAGAAAAAGCGCAAAAAGAAGAAGAAAGGAGGCAGUGAAGAUGAAAGUGACUUUGGCCUCGAGGAUGAUGGUGCAGGAAGAACCAGCACUGGCGGAAAUGAUUCAGACUACAGUGGACGUAAGUCUCGUAAAUCCAAAGGCAGUAGCAGUAAACAUGCAACACCGACAGUCUCUCAAAAUGUUGAUUCAGGAAUGCCAUCAGUUGAAGAUGUUUGUGAAAAAUUCGGCCUAACAGAUGUCAGGAUCGAUUAUACAGAUUCGGAUUUCCAAAAUCUUACAACUUACAAACUUUUUCAACAGCAUAUUAGGCCUAUUUUAGCAGAAGAGAAUCCAAAGGUCCCAACUGGCAAAAUGAUGAUGCUGGUUGCUGCAAAAUGGCGAGAUUUCUCCAACAUCAAUCCACACCUGCAAGAUCAGCAGCAAGAAUCAGAAGUCAAUGAAGAACCUGAUUACACACCGAAAUCCAGUAGAUCUCGAUCAAAGUCGGCUGUUCAGUCUGAGGACAAUGCAGAUGGUGACGAAGAAGAUGAAGAACUGGAGGAGAAAUCCAAAAGGAAAAGAGGUCGAGGCAGUAAGAAAGGUGGUAGGAAGAGUGGAACUCCUGCCUCCAACACCAAAGUUCCUACUCUUAAAAUUAAACUCGGGAAGCGCAAGCAAAAUAGUUCCGAUGAAGAAGGUGACGGUGGUGCAGCUGCUGGUUCAGACAGAGAUUCUGAUGCUGAAUUUGAGCAAAUGCUGCAGGAAGCAGAAGAAACAGAAGUCACCAAAGAUGAUGAAGAAACUCCGAAAAAGAAGGCUAAAACCAAGAUAGGGAGUAAGUCCAAAAAGAAGAAGAAGACAAAAACUACAUCCAAAUUUCCAGCUGGAGAGGGAGAGGAUGGUUAUGAGACGGACCAUCAAGAUUAUUGUGAAGUCUGCCAACAAGGUGGAGAAAUUAUUCUUUGUGAUACAUGUCCAAGGGCUUAUCACCUGGUGUGUUUGGACCCUGAACUAGAGGAUACUCCUGAAGGCAAAUGGUCCUGUCCACAUUGUGAAGGAGAAGGAGCCCAAGAGCAAGACGAUGAUCAACAUCAAGAGUUUUGCAGAGUCUGCAAGGAUGGUGGUGAGUUAUUGUGCUGUGAUUCAUGUCCCUCCGCAUAUCAUACAUUCUGUCUCAGUCCUCCACUUCAAGACAUUCCAGACGGAGAUUGGAAGUGCCCUCGCUGCUCGGCCAAGCCGCUGCCUGGUAAAGUAGCGAAAAUCCUCACCUGGCGCUGGUGUAAGCAAGAAGAUCCUCCUGAAGAGAAACCAGCUGAAGAUGGGAAACCAGCAAAGAAGACGAGAAAACCACCACGGCAAAGGGAAUUCUUUGUCAAGUGGCACGAGAAAUCAUACUGGAAGUGUGAUUGGCUCUCUGAACUACAGAUGGAAGUUUUUAAUCCACAAAUGACUCGGCUGUAUUUCCGAAAAUAUGACAUGGAUGAACCACCGAAACUUGAGGAGCCUCUUGAUGAAAUGGAUAAUCGGAUGAAGAGGAUAAGAAACCAAGGAGCAACCGAAGAAAACGAUCAGAAUUUGGAAGAGAAAUAUUAUAGGUAUGGUGUCAAACCAGAAUGGCUCAUCGUACACAGGGUUAUUAACCACCGUACAAUGCGUGAUGGCCGCACUCUAUACUUAGUCAAAUGGCGUGACCUUUCGUAUGAUCAAGCUACUUGGGAAGAAGAAGACGAUGAGAUCACUGGCUUAAAAAGCGCCAUUGAAUAUUACUUGGACCUACGGGCUAACUAUAACAAUGAUAGCAAACGGAAUAAAAAGGGUAAAAGUAAGAAAACCAAGACUAAAGAACUUCAAGAAGAAAAUGGAAUCGAUGGCAAAUCUCCGCGUAGGUAUACUCCACCUCCAGAGAAGCCUAUUUCUGACUUGAAGAAAAAGUAUGAGAAGCAGCCAGAUUUCAUCUCUGAGACCGGAAUGGCACUUCAUCCCUACCAGCUGGAAGGUCUUAACUGGUUGCGGUAUUCUUGGGGUCAAGGCAUUGACACAAUUCUGGCCGAUGAGAUGGGUCUCGGCAAGACCAUUCAGACAAUCACUUUCCUGUAUUCUCUGUACAAAGAAGGACAUUGUAAAGGGCCAUUUUUGGUCAGUGCUCCACUCUCCACAAUUAUCAAUUGGGAACGUGAAUUUGAAACUUGGGCUCCUGACUUUUACUGUGUAACUUACGUUGGAGACAAGGAUUCUCGAUUGGUCAUCCGCGAACACGAGAUUGCUUUUGAUGAAAAUGCUACUCGCGGAGGCAGAGCCACAAAAAUUCGUUCCAGUAACGUUAAAUUUAAUGUUUUGCUCACUAGUUAUGAAUUGAUCUCCAUUGAUGUUGCUUUACUUGGCUCCAUUGAGUGGGCUGUUUUAGUUGUAGAUGAAGCUCAUCGUUUAAAAAGUAAUCAGUCUAAGUUUUUCAAACUCUUGUCUGGUUACAAUAUCAACUACAAAUUGCUAUUGACGGGUACACCGCUCCAAAAUAACCUGGAGGAACUGUUCCAUCUUCUGAACUUUUUGACACCUCACAAAUUCAAUGAUCUUGCUGCCUUCCAAAACGAAUUCGCAGAUAUCUCAAAAGAGGAACAAGUUAAGAGGCUUCAUGAGAUGCUUGGGCCUCAUAUGUUGAGAAGAUUGAAAGCAGACGUACUCAAGAAUAUGCCUUCAAAAUCAGAAUUCAUUGUUCGAGUGGAACUGUCUCCAAUGCAGAAGAAAUAUUACAAAUACAUUCUAACGAGGAAUUAUGAAGCUUUGAAUCCAAAAGGAGGAGGUCAGCAAGUUUCUCUGUUGAACAUCAUGAUGGAUCUGAAGAAGUGUUGUAAUCAUCCAUAUUUAUUCCCCGCUGCUGCACAAGAAGCUCCCUCUGGACCUAACGGUGCUUAUGAAAUCCAGGCUCUAACCAAAGCUGCAGGAAAACUUGUACUUCUGCAGAAAAUGUUGAAAAAGUUGCGAGAUGAAGGUCACAGGGUUCUGAUUUUCUCUCAAAUGACGAAAAUGCUUGAUUUGCUAGAGGAUUUCCUCGAAGGCGAAGGCUACAAGUAUGAGAGAAUUGAUGGGGCCAUCACAGGUUCCCUGCGUCAGGAAGCUAUUGAUCGAUUUAACGCUCCAGGAGCCCCCCAGUUCGUCUUUCUUUUGUCAACCAGAGCUGGAGGUCUGGGAAUCAACUUGGCCACUGCCGACACAGUCAUUAUCUAUGACUCAGAUUGGAACCCUCACAAUGAUAUCCAAGCUUUCUCUCGUGCUCAUCGUAUUGGUCAAGCCAACAAAGUCAUGAUCUACCGUUUUGUCACUCGUAACUCUGUUGAAGAACGAGUCACACAAGUUGCCAAGAGGAAAAUGAUGCUAACCCAUUUAGUCGUACGACCAGGAAUGGGAGGAAAACAAACAAAUUUCACUAAACAGGAAUUAGAUGACAUAUUGAGGUUCGGAACUGAGGAACUAUUCAAAGAAGAAGAAGGCAAAACAGAAGAAGCCAUUCAUUAUGAUGACAGAGCUGUGGAAGAAUUGCUAGAUAGAUCAAAAAUGGGUAUCGAACAGAAAGAAAAUUGGUCUAAUGAAUAUUUGUCCUCCUUCAAAGUUGCCAGCUAUGUAACUAAGGAAGAAGAAGAGGAAGAGGAAGAAGUUGGUACAGAAGUCAUCAAACAAGAAGCAGAAAACACAGACCCUGCAUAUUGGGUGAAGCUUCUGAGACAUCACUACGAACAGCAGCAAGAAGACAUUUCCAGAACCCUUGGCAAAGGCAAACGAGUGCGCAAACAAGUCAAUUACAAUGAUGGAGGGGCUGCUGAUACUCGCGAAGAUAACACCUGGCAAGAGAAUCUCUCCGAUUACAAUUCAGACUUCUCAGCUCCAUCAGAUGAAGACAGAGAUGAUGAUGACUUUGAUGAAAAGAACGAUGCGGAAGGAGGUAGAAGAGCAAAACGUCGCCCAGAUCAAAAGUCUGAAAGAGAUAGACCUCUUCCUCCAUUACUGGCUCGUGUAGGCGGUAAUAUUGAGGUUCUUGGAUUUAACGCAAGACAGCGUAAAGCCUUCCUUAAUGCAAUCAUGAGGUUUGGUAUGCCUCCCCAAGAUGCAUUCAAUUCACAGUGGCUUGUCAGAGACUUGCGGGGAAAGUCAGAGAAGAAUUUCAAGGCUUAUGUUUCUUUAUUCAUGCGUCAUCUAUGCGAGCCUGGUGCCGACAAUGCUGAAAACUUUGCAGAUGGUGUACCUCGUGAAGGAUUGAGCAGACAGCAUGUCCUUACAAGGAUAGGAGUUAUGUCUCUAAUUAGAAAAAAGGUUCAGGAAUUUGAGCACAUCAACGGAUAUUACAGUAUUCCAGAAUUGAUCCGAAAGCCAACAGAAGCAGCUAAGGUUGAAGCUGCCAAAGCUGAAGCCGCUAAAUUAGAAGCCGCAAAAACCGAGGACGAUAAGAGCGCCCCAGCAAAAACUACAGAACCAUCAAAGGAUGUAACAGAGGAAGAAACUAAACCAUCGCAAGGAGAGACUGGAGAAGAAGAGAAAGAAAAGCCAAAAGAAGACGGUGAAAGCAAAGAUGAAGCUACGUCGGAUGUCAAGAAAGAGGCUGAUGAUACAGCGGUUGAAAAGGUGAAAACAGAGGAGAAAGAAGAAACAACUGUAACCCAAACUGUCACUGAAACUACUACUACUGAAGUAUCCACCGAAGUCAAAGACGAACCCAAGGAGGAAAAAAUGGAGGUGGAUGAAACGGAGAAGAAGGAAGAGAAAGUAGAAGACGAGAAAAAAGAGGAGGAAGUUAAAGAAGAAACAGUGAAAGAAACUGAGAAAUCCGAAGAAAAGAAGGAAGACAAGGAAGUAGUUUUAGAAAAAGAUGAAGAACCGACAAAAGAUAAAGAGGAAAAGAAAGUUGAAGAAGCCUCAGAAGAUGUAGUCAAAACAGAAACGAAAGAGCCGUCCGCUGCUCCUCCUCAAGAAGUCAAGAUUGUCGAGGUAAGUUCUGCUUUCUCCUCUCUCUGUAGGAAUACUCAGAUUCCAUUCACUCAAGUGCUGGAGGAAGAAGUUGGUACAGAAGUCAUCAAACAAGAAGCAGAAAACACAGACCCUGCAUAUUGGGUGAAGCUUCUGAGACAUCACUACGAACAGCAGCAAGAAGACAUUUCCAGAACCCUCGGCAAAGGCAAACGAGUGCGCAAACAAGUCAAUUACAAUGAUGGAGGGGCUGCCGAUACUCGCGAAGAUAACACCUGGCAAGAGAAUCUCUCCGAUUACAAUUCAGACUUCUCAGCUCCAUCAGAUGAAGAUAGAGAUGAUGAUGACUUUGAUGAAAAGAACGAUGCGGAAGGAGGUAGAAGAGCAAAACGUCGCCCAGAUCAGAAGUCUGAAAGAGAUAGACCUCUUCCUCCAUUACUGGCUCGUGUAGGCGGUAAUAUCGAGGUUCUUGGAUUUAACGCAAGACAGCGUAAAGCCUUCCUUAAUGCAAUUAUGAGGUUUGGUAUGCCUCCCCAAGAUGCAUUCAAUUCACAGUGGCUUGUCAGAGACUUGCGGGGAAAGUCAGAGAAGAAUUUCAAGGCUUAUGUUUCUUUAUUCAUGCGUCAUCUAUGCGAGCCUGGUGCCGACAAUGCUGAAAACUUUGCAGAUGGUGUACCUCGUGAAGGAUUGAGCAGACAGCAUGUCCUUACAAGGAUAGGAGUUAUGUCUCUAAUUAGAAAAAAGGUUCAGGAAUUUGAGCACAUCAACGGAUAUUACAGUAUUCCAGAAUUGAUCCGAAAGCCAACAGAAGCAGCUAAGGUUGAAGCUGCCAAAGCUGAAGCCGCUAAAUUAGAAGCCGCAAAAACCGAGGACGAUAAGAGCGCCCCAGCAAAAACUACAGAACCAUCAAAGGAUGUAACAGAGGAAGAAACUAAACCAUCGCAAGGAGAGACUGGAGAAGAAGAGAAAGAAAAGCCAAAAGAAGACGGUGAAAGCAAAGAUGAAGCUACGUCGGAUGUCAAGAAAGAGGCUGAUGAUACAGCGGUUGAAAAGGUGAAAACAGAGGAGAAAGAAGAAACAACUGUAACCCAAACUGUCACUGAAACUACUACUACUGAAGUAUCCACCGAAGUCAAAGACGAACCCAAGGAGGAAAAAAUGGAGGUGGAUGAAACGGAGAAGAAGGAAGAGAAAGUAGAAGACGAGAAAAAAGAGGAGGAAGUUAAAGAAGAAACAGUGAAAGAAACUGAGAAAUCCGAAGAAAAGAAGGAAGACAAGGAAGUAGUUUUAGAAAAAGAUGAAGAACCGACAAAAGAUAAAGAGGAAAAGAAAGUUGAAGAAGCCUCAGAAGAUGUAGUCAAAACAGAAACGAAAGAGCCGUCCGCUGCUCCUCCUCAAGAAGUCAAGAUUGUCGAGGAAAAGAAAGUUCUGAAAGAUGGCCUACCCCCACUCACUGAAGAGGAAAAGCAAAAACGAAUAGCAGAAAGUGAGAAAGCAAUGGCUGCUGCAGGAAUUGGUCUGGAUGAGGAAUUAGAUCGAACAAAACGAAGAUUUAUGUUCAAUAUUGCUGAUGGUGGUUUCACGGAAUUGCACACAUUGUGGCUGAAUGAAGAAAAAGCAGCAGUCCCAGGGCGAGAGUAUGAAAUAUGGCAUCGCCGGCAUGACUAUUGGCUCCUAGCUGGCAUCGUUACCCAUGGCUACGGUCGCUGGCAAGACAUUCAAAAUGAUAUUCGAUUUGCCAUCAUUAACGAACCCUUCAAAAUGGAUGUAGGGAAAGGAAACUUCCUUGAAAUAAAGAAUAAAUUUUUAGCUCGAAGGUUCAAAUUGCUCGAGCAAGCUCUUGUGAUAGAAGAACAGUUACGUCGUGCUGCAUACCUCAAUCUGACGCAAGAUCCAAAUCAUCCUGCCAUGUCUCUCAACGCAAGAUUUGCAGAGGUUGAGUGUCUUGCUGAGUCACAUCAACAUCUGUCGAAAGAAAGUCUCGCUGGAAAUAAACCUGCAAAUGCUGUUUUACACAAGGUGUUAAAUCAGUUGGAAGAAUUAUUAUCAGAUAUGAAGUCAGAUGUAAGUAGGCUACCUGCUACGUUAGCCAGGAUUCCCCCUGUUGCUCAACGGCUUCAGAUGUCAGAACGAUCAAUUUUAUCUCGCUUAGCUGCUACAACGUCUUCAUCCACUCCCACAACCCCAACAAGCUCACAGCAGCCAGGUGAUGUUGGCAGCCAAUUCCCUGUCGGUUUCCAAGCAGCUCAAUUGCCAGGAGCUUAUGCCAAUGCUAACUUCAGUCAUUUCCGACCGCAAUACAGCGUACCUGGUCAAACAACUACAUCGCAACAGUGAACCCACAAUUUGUUUUCUAGAGAUCCUCACAUCCUAUGAGCCAGCCAGUUUUUAUUUUUUCAUCACCUUUUAAAUUUCUGAGAUUUCUAAAAUUUUCGUCCUGGAAUAAUUCCAUCUUUAUUUCUCCUGUAUUUUUUCCCUAGUUAAAGGUGCACAGAAUUUCCUCUCUACUUCUCUCUCCUAUUAAGAAAUAAUAUUUUAGCAAAUAUUGUACAGAUGUUUCGUCAAACCCAAUAAUGAACUUUACUGUUUCAUUGCAGUUGUAAAUAUUAUUAGAGCUAGGCUUGAACAUUUUUUAGUAUAGAUAUUUGUUCUCUCUACUCAUUGAGUUUUGGUCUGAUGGUGGAUUUUGUUUUUAUUUCUGGACUUUUGGCUUGUUAGCUUUUAUGUAUUGCAUCAAUAUUUUUCAUCCUGUAAUAAUUUUGUUGAACAGGUAGGGUUAAAUGGUUUUCUCAUUGAAUUGCCUAUGGAUCGCCCACUUAUUUUACCUAUUAUAAAUAAUGAGUCAGUUGAUUCAAUUUCUCAAUGCAUCUUUUAAAAGUAAUUUGUGAAUGAAGCUCAUGCUUAUCUCCCCAAAUUUGUCUUGAUAAAAGCAACAAGAGGAAAAAUUAAUUCUAAAAUUCAUAAAAUUCGGGUAGCUAGAAGGGGUCUGAGUUACUCGCUGAGGUAUACGGCAAGUUACAUUAAGUGAGCAAAAUAGUGGUGGAAUCUGCAGUGAAAGAAUACUGGGCAACACAGUAGUGUUUUACCCAUCAAAGUAACAUGUAAAGUUGAGGGGUGCAGUCUCAAGUUAAGUGCUACCGCUGCCACCUGGCAAACAGGACCUAAUUUGCCGGACUCAAAAGCCUGCUCAAGUGGUUUUAUUCAGAUGCUUUUGGGACAAUGUGGCACAAACAACCUCUGUGCCUCUGCAGGGACAAAGUAUUUAACAUGCGCAUCAUUCUCAUGCCCUAAACUUUAACUAACACCUGUUUGCAAGCCAAUUUUUGGUAGGCAAUUUUAUUUGUUUUAGUGUGUUCAAAUUUUGAAAUUUAAAAGUUAGAACUUUGUAAGGAUCCCUUUAUCUGUAUGCUAUCACUUGCAUAUUAUUUAUCCUAGAUAAGAACUUCUGUCGACCCCUUCCCCCGUUCCAACUGCAAUUAACAUGUGAAAUCAUCAAUAUUGACUGUCACACAAAUGUAAUUUAGUCCUAAGAUAAAUGUGGUUUUUCCAACUCUCAUUUUUGUAUAACAUUUGUCUUUGUGUUGAUUUCUCUACACCCUUUAUUAUUAUAAUAAGUAUUGUUUUUCUUACCUAAGUCGAAAUAAAUCGGGCAUUCUCCCUAUUAUCUGACCUUUCAGUGAAUUUCAGUGUUUUAGAUUCAAAGAAAAUAUUGUAUGUAUCUUUACUUACGUGCACAGGUUAAACUUCAUGUUCUCUUUCUCCAUUUUUUAUCAUGAAUGAAUUUCUCUCGUAUCUUUAUGUGUAAUUAUUUUAAUAAACCACAUUUUUCUCAUGA